AGACGUCUAUGUGAGUGUCGUAACUCUGAUUUUCAACGGCUCUGCGUGGACCGAUCUGCGUAUGACCGCGAGACGAUUCAAAGGCUCAUGAAUAUUAUGACGCCAUGGAAAGUCGCUUGGUAAAAUAGCGGACUCUGAUGAAUAUUAGGAAUCAUGCCUUCGUCAUAGUAGCCUAGGAUUGAUUUCGUCUAGCAGCAGAGAUCAUCUCCCGUUACUUUCAAUUUUUGGUAGUUCCGUUAGAAUGGACGUCGAGUCCGAUAUCAGCCGUACUGACCGCUCCAGCACAAACUCCAAUAUAGAGAGUCUGGGUCUGACAAACUCCACUUUAACUUAUGAUGGGAACUUUAUUCGCUCUUCUGCUGGUGUGUGUAUGACGGGAGAAAUCGUGUUUGGACUACUGGUGUGGACUCUGAUCGGUGGGACAGACUACUUCCACGCGCAUGCGCUUGGAUGGGUAAUGUUCGUAUCCGUUUUCUACUGGGUUUUUACCAUCAUUCUCUUUCUCCUAUACCUGACCAUGACCCAAACCAGGAUUCCUCAGAUCCCGUGGAAAACCCUGGGAGUAUGUUUUAAUGGCAGCGCCUCGGUACUGUACCUGACAGCAACUGUUAUUAGUGCUGUAUCGUUAAAUGUAGCCAACAGGGGGCGCUACUAUUUCAUUAGCUGGGUGGCAUCAACGAUAUUUGCUUCAUUGGCUAUGUUGUGUUAUGCAGGAAAUACAGUCGUGAUUCUCAAAUCACGGAGAUCAAAAAGUGAAGACACAUAAGCCAAGUGAAGACUGGGAUCAUAAAUAAAUAUUUAACCCUAUAUUUCAUAGACAGAAUUUUGCUGUGAUUGUAGCAUUGUUCUAAUCAUAACUCUAUUGAAAUAACUCUAUUUAUUUUUGUAAAUCAGUUUUUAAAAUAGAUCACUUUUUAUACGAAAUUGUUAUUCAAUAAUCAAUACACCAAAUCACAGCAUUCUCACUGUUUAUGUACUUUAUAUUAAAGUUGAACAUUAUUUUCAUCUUAAAAUGAAAAUAUUUAGACUCUUAACAAUGGCUCCACUAAAGAUAUUUGGUAUCAUCAUUUGCUUCACAGUCUAGAACAUGUAUGCCAGCAGCUAUCAGCUAAACCACUUAAUUCACGCACAGUAUGAUCUGCAUCUUGUAGAUCAGAGCUUUGAGAAAGCUGUGUUUUUCUGUUUGGCAAAUUAUACUUUUUACAGGUUUGUUGUUUCAGAUAGUUAUCCUUCUUAAAGACUUGAAUUAUUAUUACUAUCAUUUCUUGCUUAUAUCUAAUGGUUUGUACCCAGUCCUACCAUCUGAAAAUCUUAAAGUUUAUUCUUUUUAUUCACUUGGUGUGAUUGUACUUUUUUGUCUACUAGUUUUUUGGGGUUUGCUUGUGCAGACAGUGUUUCCAUCACAAUAAGCAAAAUAUCUGUGGAGAAAGAUGUGUUCUUUUAUCUUUUUAUAAGUUUCCUUUCCAUGAAUUUCUUAUACUUAAUUUUCAUUAUACAAAGCUUUUGAUUUUGAAAAUUGUGAAAGAAACAUGAGAAUGCAUUCAAGUACAUAUUGCUAUAUUUUAUUCACAUUCAUGGUACAUAAUCAUUCCUCAUUACAAUAAAAUGAUCAGAGGCAUUUUAGAAAUAAUCAUAAUAAAAGAAACAAGAAAAUAUAAACAUGAUUAUGACAGAACAUGACUAAAUCAUUUUUUAAUAAUACCGAUUUAGUGUUGAUUUGGAGAAUAUGUAUUCAUUUUAGGCCUAAAUACAUAAUUUACCUCCCUCCAACAGCUCAGAACGAAAGAACACUACUAAGAACGUUACUUAGGUUAGUAGGUGAUUUGUUAACUGGAAUUAUGUAUGAACCCAUACUGUACUGUAUGACUUUAAGUUGAAGUUGUGUUGGUAUUUGUGUUAGAGUAGUACACAGCCCAGUGAGCCCCAAGGGAAGUGAGAGCAAAUCCAUUCUGUCGGCCACUGAGGAAACGUAGUUCACUUCCAUCAUG
Molecule: messenger RNA, 1988 nt
Organism: Triplophysa rosa
Lineage: Eukaryota; Metazoa; Chordata; Actinopteri; Cypriniformes; Nemacheilidae
Gene: cmtm8b
Product: CKLF-like MARVEL transmembrane domain containing 8b
Exons: 4
Coding region: 242-766 (174 amino acids)
Biological process (GO): myelination
Cellular component (GO): membrane
Molecular function (GO): structural constituent of myelin sheath
Source: RefSeq, a predicted model, not a curated record